AUGCUCUCACCAACGCCGUUGCUGCAGCGCUAUCGUCUUUUUCAUCCCUGUCGGGAGAAUAUCCCGUUACACAUGAACCCGGCCAAGUCGAUGUUUCCUCUUAUCAACAGUAACAACCUUUUAGCAAAGCCACGAAACAAUUGGCAGGAUUUUUCUGGGAGAAAAGAAUUUGAUGAGGACCAUCCACUCCCUGUUGUUGCUUCGCGACUGAAUGAAAGGACGACGCAACACAAAUGGUCUCACUGGGAUCAGUACCUUAACCCACAGAUCACACAGUCUGUCAAGGAUUUGACCCCAACACCAGAAUAUGUGGGGAUGCGUAGCGGCCAUAAUAUGAUUAAGAUGGGGUGGAUGAAAAUAGGAGGAAGCUGGAAGUACUCUCGCGGGUACAACGAUAGACGCAAAGUGUUUGCCCGUGGGCAGUGGCAAGAGCGCAAGAUGACUCCACGGUUUAUGCUUGCUCCUCGAGUUUCACCGGGGGGCCCACGAAAUCGAUAUGAGGGAAAACUGGUGUUUUCACGCCUCAAGCUCAGUAAACUCCUCUGGGCGAUUGAUACCGGGCGUCUGAAUCCCAAUGAGGUCAUUACAGUCUACCACCUUCACGAGGCCGGUGUCGUGGCGGAAGGUGAGAUUGUGUGGCCAGGAUUUGUUCUUAUUAGUAGUGGGGUGAGCCGUGUGCCAUACCCUAUUCACAUUGAGCUUCAAAAUGCAUCCGCGGAGAGUAUUCGGCUCAUUGAAGAGGCUGGUGGUUCUUUUACCGGUGUCUAUAUGACUCAUGAUGGCCUCUACCAGGAGCUUCACCCGGAAGAGUAUCCCGUGUUUCCUGAGCAGGAAUUCCCAGAACGGAAAGGCCUGGAAGGGCUCGCAACGAACCCAGCCAAGCGGGGAUGGCUUGUACGAUGGUACGAGGACGAGGGCAAAUACGCUCACCCUGAGGCGGGGCGGCGCUAUUCGCAUUACGUGCGACCACCAACUGAGCGCGACUUCCCAGCCACCGUUGGGGAGUAUGAAAUGGUGAAGCACCACCAGAAAUGGCAUCUGAACCAGCCAGGAACCGGAACAUUGCUGCCGUGGCACUCCUACAACACGGCGGACCUUUUGAAAAGAUCAGCGGGACGCAUUUGA
Molecule: messenger RNA, 1125 nt
Organism: Trypanosoma cruzi
Lineage: Eukaryota; Euglenozoa; Kinetoplastea; Trypanosomatida; Trypanosomatidae
Exons: 1
Coding region: 1-1125 (374 amino acids)
Biological process (GO): translation
Cellular component (GO): mitochondrial large ribosomal subunit
Molecular function (GO): structural constituent of ribosome
Source: RefSeq, a predicted model, not a curated record